Cavia porcellus (domestic guinea pig) is the source of this 3797-nucleotide messenger RNA. It is a transcript of the gene Ccdc78, whose product is annotated as coiled-coil domain containing 78. The record is from RefSeq and is a predicted model, not a curated record. Bases 16 to 1341 code for a protein of 441 amino acids. The transcript has 13 exons. Lineage: Eukaryota; Metazoa; Chordata; Mammalia; Rodentia; Caviidae. Gene Ontology annotation, cellular component: cytoplasm.
GUAACCGUGCACAGCAUGCAACAACAACCAUCGGGCAGGCUUGUACUACGAGUCAAGGACUGGCUGCCAGCAGACCCCUGCUCCCUGCUCCCUGAGGGUGUUCCAGCCUGGGCCACCAAUCUAGAGUCAGAGCGUCAAGCAGAUCUGGAGCUGAGUGAGGAGCAGCGGCUUCUGAUCUCUAAGGAACUGGUCAACCUUCAGAUCACAACCCAUCGCCUGAAGGAGCAGCAUGAAGCUGAAGUUUUUGAGCUGAAGAAGGAGGUCCUUCGCCUGGAGAGCCGGCUGCUAGAGCUGGAGCUACAUGGAGAUCGUGCCCGGCCAGGGUGCACAGCCCCAACAGAGUCCAACCCAGCUCACCCCCAGGCACUGGCACAAGAGUGCAAUCAGGAAGCCAAGGCACCUGAAUGCAUGGAUCACCGCAGACUUCAGCUGCUAGGAGGCUGGGAGCAGCUGCAGGGAGAAGUGAAGCAGGUGCUGGAGCAUCACAAAGCCCAGCAGCAGGCAAUAGAGACACAGAUGGCAGCCCUGGGCCAACAGCUUCAAGAAGCCCAAAAGGAUGCCAGGGCAGCCAGACAGCAACUGGCUGCACAAGCUGUGGUGCUAUCCACCUGCCAGGACCAGCUCUGCCAAACCAAGGCUGAGAAUGCCCAGCUGCAGUUGCAGCUGAAGAAGUUAAAUGAAGAGUAUGCCAUCCGGCUGCAGCAUUGUGCCCAAGAAGUGGUGAAAUACACCAAUGGUACAAGCCAAGAAGCCCUUCAGACGUUCCUAGAGGCCACUCUGGAGAACAUCCGGGGAGCACACCGCAGCCGUGAGCAACAGCUGGCACAGGCUGCUCGGGUCUACCGCAGACGUUUGGCAGAUCUGAGCUGUAGACAUGAGAAACUAUUGAUCACUUGCAGUAUGCAGCAGAAACAGCCCCAGGCACUGGCAGACCCCAGCAUGGCACCUGGAACCCUCAAGUCUACUUUUGUUGCAACCACUGAUCUGAAGCCGCUGCCCAUGCACCUGGUCACUGAGCUCAGUCACCUGCAGGAGGUUGAGAAGGGACCCGGUGAAGUCUCUCAGGGGGGUGCAACACAACCACAAGGUCUAGAUAAUGCAUCCUGGGUCCAGAUCUGCCAGAAGCUCCGAGACUUCUCCCAAGGCACUCAGGCAGAGCUGGAACAUGAGCGGGCACAGCUGUUGGUCAGGGCCACUGUGGCUGAGGAACAACUUUCUGAGCUCCAGGAGUAUGUGGACCAGCAUCUGGGCAGGUACAAGCAGGAAAUCCUGAGACUGAGGAAGCUAGUGGGUGCAGAGGUCCCCUGCAAAGUGGGAGCCACACCUGCAGCCAAGCCCUAGCAUUCAAGGACUCACAGCCACGAAACCACUAGGCAGUCUCCUGAAAAGCACAGAGCAGACCUCGGCACAGCCAGCAUGAACACCUCCCCAAACCCCAGUCUUACCCAAUGGAGUCACCCCUCCCCUGUACUCUCUAUGAAAGAAGUUAACACAAGACCCAUGAAGUUUUUAUUGUGUCCAGUCAGCUAACCUGGGAAACGGGGGCCCUUGAGGACUGAGGUAGAAAUGGGUCCUGGGGUGGCUUUGAAAGUUAAUUCCCAAGAUGUCAGAGGUGGCCCAUCACCAUGGAUGUCAUAAGCCCAAACUCGGUCCAGGCCUUCACCCACCACAGUCACAGGCUGCCAAGUGGGGAGAGGGAAACGCCCAGACACGACACGGGCCCCUCUGGGCAGUUCUGCCUGCAGCUUAUUCUCUAGGAGUGGAAGCUGUUGGAGAAAGUAGUAGGAAAAUGCGCAUGGGGCAGCAGACCCAGCAUCCAUCCUCAGUCCCCUAAACUCCCACAAAUAGCCAGGGUAUGGCCCAGCCUCCCAGUAGGGCAGUUGACCCCAGACCUACCACACUGGGGGCCAGGAAUACAGAUACGUUGUAGCAGUCUCUCAGGCUAACCUGUGGGAGGAGGCAGCCACCUUGCAGAGGAAGAGGGCUAGCGGGCAGGAGGUCCAAGCAGUUUCAGAAUCCUGGCCCCCAAUUCACCCUGCUGGCAGAAGCACCUGACAAAAGCCAAGCUAAAAGCGUGGGGAUGGAGUCCAGGUGUGGGGUCUGAGGACCUUACAUUACCUUCCAAAGAUCCUCCCGUAGGUAGCAGACACUGUGCGCGCAGCCAGCCUUCCAGGCGCGCAGCCGCGCCAGUCCCAAGAGCCAUGGGUUCAGCUCAUACCCCACAGCUGGACGGAGCCCGCACCUGUGGGCCGCCAGCACCUACAGGCACCGAAAUGGGGACCGGGAGGUCGGAGUGGGGCCAGAGACACAGAUACGGACACACUCGCACACGUUAGCCUUACAAUUCUGCCAUCACCAGAGCCCAGAUCCACCAUUUUUCCGGGGCGGCCUCGCAGCAGCGACAUCACAUGCUCAACUUGCCGGGCGCUCGCACCUACGUAGGGCACCUGGAAAGGAAGUGGGCGGGCUGAGGUAGGAACCUGUACGCCACUUGAGUCCCUCGCAGAUCUUCCUCGAAUUACUGGGGAAUGUAGGGCUUGCCUGCUAGGCUACUAGUUUUCUGCCUACCACACCUACCAGGCAACAACCAACUACAAGCUCACAUCUGAGCUCCAUCUUUCAUGCAUCUGGGAGAUUUUGCACCUCCGUGCGUCCAGUCCACAGUCCAGAUCCCACUUAGCUUCACCUACAGCUCUUUUUACACCGCUUAUGCCACGCCUCUUCCUGGCCCCACCCAGUCCCGGUCACACCCACAGACCCAGGCCUUGAACUAUUACUGGUUCGGCCAGCCCGUCCAGCACCUGCAGCCGCAGCGGCACCCGACGGAAGCCAGGUUGAAGCAGUAGAGCCCACACAGCAUAAGCCGCUAAUCCGGAUCCAGCUGCCACCUGCAACAGCUCUAGCGCGCCCAGGCGUCGUUCGCGCAGUUCAGUCAAUGCUUCAGCUGGGUCGUCGUGCUCCAUGGCUGCGGCAAAUGUGGCUCAGGGUCGUCCUGCCCAAGGUACCUUCUUGCCUGUAGCCCGAGACCCUCGCCCCUGCCCAGAACUGGAGGGGUCGCUCUUCCUAUCCUCUCCGCCCCGUGCCCACUGGAGGUAGGGGGCCGUGACGGCAACCGCAGACGGGGCAGAGGCGGUGGCUAGACGCCGGAAGUUCUACGGGGCACGCGCGCCUGGUCCGUUGUGCGUCUGGCUCCGUCCGGCUCCGUCCAGGCCCCUCCCUUGAGUUCCGGGCAGCAACGCCUUAGGGUCACGAUCUGCUCUGCUCAGAGCUUGCAGCAGGUGGCACUUCGCAACUUGUGUUGCAGAAAUCCCGGGAGGGGGAUGAGUCCCCAACUUCAUGGAACACAUUCUACCGCGGAGAUGGUGCACAAGAGCAGGCAGGGACUGGCUCCCCGGGGGCGGGAAAGUGCCCACCCCUGCAGGCCCUGGGCCAUAGCCAAAACCCCAUGUGACUGUCUCAGGGAGUCCAGGUCACCGUAGAAGCCAGCCAGACCCAGAGUGCCACCAGGGAAAACGGGCUUUGGGUUUCCUCCCAUUGCUAGGACAGGCGGGAAACUGGAUUGCGCGUGGGGAAGAGAGGUCUGAAGGAGAGGGGUAAAGAGCAGGGGCUUGACAAAGAUUUAGUGGGCAAAAAGACAGAUGUUGGCUCUAUAAUGAAAGUGGUGGGAGGGGAGCCGGAUGUGAGAGGCUGGGUUCUGGCAGCUGGCCCAGCAUGAGUUGAAAGGCAUCUUCAGAAGAGAGGCAGAUCGCCCUCCUCCAGAAAAAAAAAAAAAAAAAAAAAAAAAAAUUGAGGGGUAG